AUGGCGGGCAUGGCUAAUUCAGAGCUUAUAGACGCGGAAUUGAGACAAGUCGCCAAUGGUUUUGACUAUAAGGUGCCGCACCCAUUGUACAAGCCAACAAAGAGCAAGAUUGUGCCCUGUGCAGACUCACUCUGUACUACACUGCUCAGCUCACAGAUUCCUAACAACAAGCAGUGCCCCUCACCACACCAAUGCGACUACAAAAUCAAGUACACGGACAGCUCGUCUUCUCGCGGUGUGCUCGUUACCGACAGCUUCGGCCUAACCCUACGGAAUUCAUCCCGUGUUAGUCGCAGCCUCACCUUUGGCUGUGGCUAUGACCAGCAGGUGGGAAAGAAUGGGGCAGUGCAGGCAGCGACAGAUGGCUUGCUUGGGCUUGGGAGGGGAUCAGUUAGCUUGGUCUCGCAGCUCAAGCAGCAAGGCAUCACCAAGAAUGUACUUGCCCAUUGCCUCAGUACGAACGGAGGAGGGUUCCUCUACUUUGGGGAUGAUAUCGUGUCUACCUCACGCGCAACGUGGGUGCCGAUGGCUCGUAGCACAUCUGGGAAUUACUACUCACCUGGCUCAGGAACACUUUACUUCGAUAAACACCCACUAGGAGUGAAGCCAACGGAGGUGGUAUUUGAUAGAGGUAGCACCUAUACGUACUUUGCUGCCCAGCCAUACCAAGCGACUGUUUCUGCGAUCCAAGCUGGUCUCAGCAAGUCACUUACGAAGGUGUCUGACCCCAGUCUACCUCUUUGCUGGAAAGGGCAGAAAGUGUUUAAAUCUGUGUCUGACAUCAAGAAGGAGUUCAAAUCACUCUUCCUGAUGUUUUCGAAGAAUACAGCCAUGGAGAUCGCUCCUGAAAACUACCUCAUUGUUACCAAAAAUGGAAAUGUGUGCUUGGGCAUUCUUGACGGGUCGGUGGCCAAACUUAAUUUCAACAUAAUUGGAGAUAUCACAAUGCAGGAUCAGUUGGUAAUUUAUGACAAUGAGAAAGGGAAACUUGGAUGGAUCCGUGGAUCAUGCAGUAGGGGCACUAAGUAUAUUAUAUCUUCAUUUACAUGGUAUUUGCUUAUAAUCCAACUUUUAUCCCAUCCGUUAAAAAGCUGGAUAUAUCAUUAUUGA
Messenger RNA from Triticum aestivum (bread wheat), 1110 nucleotides. RefSeq names its product aspartic proteinase Asp1-like. The record is from RefSeq and is a predicted model, not a curated record. The coding region runs from base 1 to 1110 and encodes 369 amino acids. Lineage: Eukaryota; Viridiplantae; Streptophyta; Magnoliopsida; Poales; Poaceae. Gene Ontology annotation, molecular function: aspartic-type endopeptidase activity. The transcript is spliced from 8 exons. Gene Ontology annotation, biological process: proteolysis.